Molecule: messenger RNA, 3361 nt
Organism: Periophthalmus magnuspinnatus
Lineage: Eukaryota; Metazoa; Chordata; Actinopteri; Gobiiformes; Gobiidae
Gene: efl1
Product: elongation factor like GTPase 1
Exons: 22
Coding region: 5-3316 (1103 amino acids)
Biological process (GO): cytosolic ribosome assembly
Cellular component (GO): cytosol; ribonucleoprotein complex
Molecular function (GO): ribosome binding; GTPase activity; GTP binding
Source: RefSeq, a predicted model, not a curated record
CACGAUGGGGCACACGAGUUUGGACAAGAUCAAGACUCUGCAGAGGAACCCGGCCAACAUCAGGAACCUGUGCAUCCUGGCUCAUGUGGACCACGGUAAGACCACGUUAGCGGACUGUCUCGUGGCCAGUAAUGGGAUCAUCUCCAGCCGCCUCGCCGGGAAGCUGCGGUACUUGGACAGCAGGGAGGACGAGCAGCUCAGAGGCAUCACCAUGAAGUCCAGCGCCAUCUCCCUUCACUUUUCACACCGAGAGCAGGACUACUUGCUAAACCUGAUUGAUUCUCCGGGACACGUGGACUUCUCCUCUGAGGUGUCGACGGCCGUGCGUUUGUGCGACGGCGCCGUCGUCGUCGUGGACGCCGUGGAGGGAGUGUGUCCACAGACUCAGGUGGUGCUGCGUCAGGCCUGGCUCGAGAACAUUCGUCCCGUUUUGGUGAUAAAUAAAAUCGACCGACUGAUCCUGGAGCUGAAGAUGACGUCACAGGAGGCGUACCUGCACCUGCAGAAGAUACUCGAACAGGUGAACGCGGUGACGGGGUCGCUGUUCACGUCCAAAGUCCUGGAGGAGCGAGCGGAGAAGGAGAGGGACGAGCCGGAGAGGGAAGCGUCUGGGGAGGGGGAGACCCUGUACGACUGGAGCGCGGGGCUGGAGGAGGCCGACGAUUCCAACCUGUACUUCUCCCCAGACCAGGGCAACGUCGUGUUCGCCAGCGCCAUCGACGGCUGGGGAUUCAGGAUCCAGCAGUUUGCUCAGAUCUACAGUGAGCGGAUGGGCAUCAGGGCCUGCGUUCUGCUCAAGACUCUGUGGGGAGACUUCUACCUCAACAAUAAAACAAAGAAGAUCAUAAAGGGAGCACAGUCUAAAGGGAGGAAGCCUCUCUUUGUGCAGCUCGUGCUCGACAACAUCUGGAGUUUGUACGACGCCGUGGUGACAAACAGAGACAAGGACAGAGUGGACAAAGUGGUGACGUCUCUGGGGGUGAAGGUUUUGGCCCGAGACGAGAGACACUGUGACCCUAAAGUCCUACUGUCCUCCAUCUGCAGCCAGUGGCUCCCAGUGUCCCAGGCUGUGCUCUCCAUGGUGUGUGAGAAGCUGCCCAGCCCCCUGGAGGUGUCUGCGGAGCGGGUGGAGCGCCUGAUGAGUGUGGGCGCUCGGAGGUUCGACUCGUUACCGGAGCGGACGCAGCGGCUCAAAGAAGUGUUUCUGCGCUGCUCCAGUGAAGUGGACGCCCCCGUCAUCGUGUUCGUGUCCAAGAUGUUUGCAGUGGACAGUAAAGCUCUGCCCCAGAACAGACAGAGACCGCUGACCCAGGAAGAAAUCGCCCAGCGCCGGGAGCUGGCCAGGCAGAGGCACGCGGAGAGGGUCAAAGCCGAGGCCGGACCGCCCGACGACCACACGUCUGCGACCGACACAGAUGUGGAGUCCAAGAUGGCGGCUCUGGAGGUGAAGGAGCAGAGGGAGCAGAAGGAGCAGAACGCCGAGGAGGAGCAGGAGGAGCGGGAGAAGUUCGUGGCCUUUGCGAGGGUCUACAGCGGCGUCCUGCGCCCGGGACAGAGGGUCUAUGUCCUGGGACCGAAGUACGACCCGGCACAGGGCCUGAGCGCGCUGCCAGAGGGCUGUGACUCCCAGUCCGACUCCAUCCCGGACACCCCCCACCUGUCCCUGUGCACGCUGGGCGGCCUGUACCUCCUGAUGGGGCGGGAGCUGGAGGAGCUGGAGGAGGUGCCAUCUGGAAACGUCCUGGGUAUCGGAGGUCUGGAGGAGUUCGUGUUGAAAUCCGCCACGUUGUCGACGUCGCCCGCCUGCCCGCCCUUCACGCCGCUCAACUUCGAGGCCACGCCCAUCGUCCGGGUCGCCAUAGAGCCCAGACAUCCCAGUGACAUGCCGAGGCUGGUUCGGGGCAUGCGUCUGCUGAACCAGGCCGACCCGUGCGCCGAGGUCCUGAUCCAGGAGACGGGGGAGCACGUCCUGGUGACGGCGGGAGAGGUCCAUCUGCAGCGCUGCAUCGACGACCUCCGCCAAAGAUUUGCUAAAAUUGAAAUGAGCGUGUCCAAACCCAUCAUCCCGUUCAGAGAGACGGUGGUGCGACCUCCUAAAGUGGACAUGGUCAACGAGGACCUCGGCCGGCAGCAGAAAGUCGCCAUUAUUCACCAGGUGAAGGAGGACACUUCUCAGGGACGCUCCUCAGACUCUGGCCUGGUCACACUGACCACUCCAAACAGACUGGCCACUGUGAGCGUCCGGGCCAUCCCUCUGCCACAGGAGGUGACCCGUUUGCUGGACAGCAGUGCGGAGCUGGUCAGGACGCUGGAGCAGGUGAACAUGUCUCUGAGGGAGGGGCGGGACCUGGAGGUCAGCCCCAGGACGAUGGAGCAGAUCUCAGAGCUGAAGCAGAGGCUGGAGGCUCUGCUGCAGGGACACAGGUGGAGGAACGCCGUCGACCGCAUCUGGGCGUUUGGACCGCGCAGGUGUGGUCCAAACAUCCUCCUGAACAGUGUGGAGUCGUACUCGCGCCCGUCCCUGUGGCAGUGUCUCAGUCGUCACGGAGACAGACCUCAAAACACACUCAGGGACUUUGACAACAGCAUCGUGAGCGGCUUCCAGCUGGCAACGCUGGCGGGGCCCAUGUGCGAGGAGCCUCUGAUGGGCGUGUGCUUCUCCGUGGAGCGCUGGGACGUCCAGACCAGCUCCACGCCGCACCAGGACUCUGCGGAAGACGACGGCGUGUCCCGGGACGCACCGGGGGACGGCGACGGCCCGGGGGAGGCGGCCGCGGCGGGACAGGCCAAACGCAGGGCGGAGCCGGACUGUUACGGGCCGGUGUCGGGUCAGCUGAUCGCCGCCACUAAAGAGGCGUGUCGUCAGGCGUUUCAGGCGCAGCCGCAGAGACUCAUGGCGGCGAUGUACACCUGUGAGAUCAUGGCGACGGCGGAGGUGCUCGGGCGGGUGUACGGCGUCCUGGGGAAGCGUGAGGGUCGCGUGGUGCAGGAGGAGAUGAAGGAGGGCACGGACAUGUUCAUCAUCAACGCCAUCCUCCCCGUCGCCGAGAGCUUCGGAUUCGCCGACGAAAUCCGCAAACGGACGAGCGGAUUGGCCAGUCCCCAGCUCGUCUUCAGCCACUGGGAGGUCAUCAGCAGCGACCCGUUCUGGGUGCCCACCACGGAGGAGGAGUACCUGCACUUCGGGGAAAAGGCCGACUCCGAGAACCAGACGCUGAAAUACAUGAACGCCGUCCGCCGACGCAAAGGGCUGUACGUGGAGGAGAAGAUCGUGGAGCACGGCGAGAAACAGAGGACGCUCGGGAAAAACAAAUGACCCGACGACCCGGAAGAUCAGAGCGAACGUGAGACACUUCGAUGG